AUGAGUUCUAUUAAAAAAAACAUGAAAUCAGAAUAUGUAUUUGGUGAAAUUGAUGAAUUUCCGAAUGAGUCCAUUUUCCCAAAAAAAUCUGUAAAAACUAAGGGAUCACUGAAGAGUCUCAGUCACAAAACUUCCUCUGAAAUGUCUGCUAACCCAAAAAGAAGUAAAACUCAAGAAACAGAAAAAUAUGCUGAACCUCGACAAAAGAUACUCAAUAUAAUGAAUCACCAAUUGAUGUCAAGGAAACAAAUAACUGAAAAUGUGAAAACACAUUUAAAUGAAGUCUUUCUUAAUCUGGAGGCAGACUACAACGCCCUGAAGGAAAAUGAACAGAAAUUGGAACAUCUCACUAGUUCUUUUAUAAAAUGCAUGCAACAGGCAACUGCAGCAUUUAAGCAAAAGUUAAACACUCUGGAGGAAAUCAUACAAAAUUUUACAAAAGAAGCCGAAGGUCUUCUAAAACGAGGAGCUGUGAAACCUGAUGAUAGACCAAUUUGGUUUGAUGUUUACCGUGCUUUUCCACCAAUAACAGAACCUAAAUUUGCAAGACCAAAACCUGAAUCUAAGCCUGUAAGACAAAUACUGUAUAAAGAAGAUGUAGUUAGAGCAAAAUUCCACGCUCAAGGACAUGGGAUAGGUUUUAACAUGCUGAGUCCUUAUGGUGAAACUCAAACCAAGAGAUUAAUUAUGAAAUAUGAGCAAUUGCAACAGGAAGGUGUACCAGAAUCAGAGAUAGUGGAAAAGUCCGUUGCGUCCGUGGUCAGUGAACGGGAGCCGGAUAGUACUCGAAUCAAAACUAUAAAUCCUGAAUCCGCCACCGCUCAAGUUUUAUCUGAAGUCAACAUAAAACAUAUUUUUAAAGAAUAA
Molecule: messenger RNA, 867 nt
Organism: Leptosia nina
Lineage: Eukaryota; Metazoa; Arthropoda; Insecta; Lepidoptera; Pieridae
Source: the annotation of a GenBank genome assembly